UUUCUUGGACGAUAGGGAAAUUUUUGCAAUAGAACUUAUGGAAGUGGUCCCGCGUUUUAAGUAACCACGCUUCUGUUUGAAACAAACAAAAACACAAUGGGAAAUCAUUCGUAUGUUGAAACUAUGAGACAUUAUUUCCAAAAUUGCGGACGCGUUAAAGAUAUUCCGGCUCAUUCGUCUAAGGUGCAUUCUGUGGACUGGAACUGUGAUGGAAAACGUUUAGCAUCGGGAAGUUUCGAUAAAACUGUUAGCAUCUUCAGCUUAGAUCGUGAUCGACUGAGUAAAGAAUAUACAUUCAAGGGUCAUUCGGAUAGUGUUGAUCAGCUUUGCUGGCAUCCUGGAAAUCCUGAUCACUUAGCAACUGCUAGCCUUGAUAAAACAGUUCGGAUAUGGGAUGCAAGAACCCAGAAAUGUGCUGCUACAGUUCCAACCAAAGGAGAAAAUAUUAACAUUUGCUGGUCUCCUGAUGGACAGACAAUUGCUGUUGGGAAUAAAGAAGAUCUAGUAACUUUUAUUGAUGUGAAAACUCAUAAAAUAUUAAAAGAUCUCCAAUUUAAAUUUGAAGUGAAUGAAAUAUCUUGGGAUAAUGAAAAUGCAUUUUUCUAUCUCACUAAUGGCCAAGGAUGUAUUAACAUUUUAAGUUAUCCAGAUUUACAGUUGAGAUGUGUAUUGACAGCACAUCCUGCCAACUGCAUCUGCAUUGAAUUUGAUCCUGUGGGAAAAUAUUUUGCUACAGGUAGUGUUGAUGCACUGGUCAGUCUCUGGGAUGUCCACGAAUUGGUCUGUGUCAGGACAUUUUCAAGGUUGGAAUGGCCUGUGAGAACCAUUAGUUUCAGUCAUGAUGGAAGGAUGCUUGCUUCUGCUUCAGAAGAUUUGCUGAUCGACAUCGCUGAUGUAGAAACAGGUGAAAAAAUAGCAGAAGUUCCCUGCGAGUCACCCACUUUCACUGUGGCUUGGCAUCCGAAACGCCACCUCUUGGCAUUUGCCUGUGAUGACAGAGACAGAGAUGCAGGAACAGUUAAAUUGUAUGGACUUCCAGCAGAUUCCUAGUGUGACUGCCUUUUAUUUCCAUU
Messenger RNA from Centruroides sculpturatus (bark scorpion), 1073 nucleotides. RefSeq names its product THO complex subunit 3-like (gene tex). The record is from RefSeq and is a predicted model, not a curated record. Bases 97 to 1050 code for a protein of 317 amino acids. Gene Ontology annotation, biological process: mRNA export from nucleus. The transcript is spliced from 6 exons. Lineage: Eukaryota; Metazoa; Arthropoda; Arachnida; Scorpiones; Buthidae. Gene Ontology annotation, molecular function: protein binding. Gene Ontology annotation, cellular component: THO complex part of transcription export complex.